AUGAUUCUUGGCACCAAAGCAUCCAUUGUCAUUGCAAGACCCGUUUAUGUCGCCACACUUGUUGCAUGGGCAGCCGUUGAAUCGGCCUUGGGUGCAAGUCCCGUGAAUAUCAUUUGGGUUGGGGAAGACACCUGCGCAGCCGUUCUGGUCGCAGCGGCCAAUGUGGUUGUUGCAUGA
Molecule: messenger RNA, 177 nt
Organism: Marasmius oreades (fairy-ring Marasmius)
Lineage: Eukaryota; Fungi; Basidiomycota; Agaricomycetes; Agaricales; Marasmiaceae
Exons: 1
Coding region: 1-177 (58 amino acids)
Source: RefSeq, a predicted model, not a curated record